AUGAAGAAGCAAUACCUCAUCAGCAUCAUGAAGCUCUGGACACCACUCUUCCUGACAUGCUUCUGCCUGCUGCUGCUGUCUGUGCUGGGAGAUUUGCAGGGGAGCGCACCUUCCAGGAGAAAAUGGUUGAUUCAGGAAUGCUGGGGAGAGCCAAAGACUCGUGACUGUCUGCGGAAAUGUACACGGAAUUAUAAAUGCUUUCAUGCGGAAUUCACCUGCUGCUGGUCCUACUGUGGGGACAUUUGCUGGAGAACCCCGGAUGAAGUUCCUUGAAGGCUAAAACCCUCAACUUCACCUGUGUGGGAUGGGAAGGCUCAGACGCUUCAGGGCAGUGCUGUGUUCCCACUCUUAGGAACCCCAGGCCAGUCUUACCAAAAGCUGGAGAGGGUCAGCUCUAGGAUCAAUAAAUGCAUUUACCAACAGG
Molecule: messenger RNA, 424 nt
Organism: Ochotona princeps (American pika)
Lineage: Eukaryota; Metazoa; Chordata; Mammalia; Lagomorpha; Ochotonidae
Gene: WFDC11
Product: WAP four-disulfide core domain 11
Exons: 4
Coding region: 1-273 (90 amino acids)
Source: RefSeq, a predicted model, not a curated record